Messenger RNA from Oreochromis aureus, 1269 nucleotides. RefSeq names its product COMM domain containing 9 (gene commd9). The record is from RefSeq and is a predicted model, not a curated record. Bases 70 to 657 code for a protein of 195 amino acids. Lineage: Eukaryota; Metazoa; Chordata; Actinopteri; Cichliformes; Cichlidae. The transcript is spliced from 8 exons.
GAGCCGUCAGUUCACAGACGACAAACGGGAUUCAGGAUUUCAGGGCAUAAACAUUUGUCACAUGUCAACAUGGCUGCCACUGUAUGCAACGAAGAUUUCACCAACUUACAGCUUCUUCUGAAGGCUCCUUCUAAAGACGCAGUGAGAGAGGUUUGUGUGCAGAGUCAAAGAGGUCUGAGUCGACGGCUAACUGAGAGCACUGCAGCAACACUCGGCAUUUCGGAAGCCCAGGCUGCACAGCUGGUCCAGUCCCUCCAUGCACUCUCCCAUUACGUCCUUUUCUACAACCUCAGCUCUCCAGAGCAGAUCCUCGCUAUCUUCCCCGAGUCCUUCCAUUCCAGUCUGAAAAACCUGAUCACCAAGAUUCUGUUAGAGAACAGUGCAACAUGGAGGACAGAAGCCCUCAGUAAUCAGAUCUCUCUCCCUCAACUGAAGGACUUGGAUUGGAGAGUUGACAUGGUGACCAGCUCAGAUUCAGUCAGUCGGAUGUCGGUGCCAACCUGCCUGGUUCAACUCAAGAUGGUGGAUCCAUGUUCAUCAGCAGGCAGUGAGUCUGUUUCCUCUGUGACUGUGGAGCUGAGUAGGGAGUCUCUGGACACUAUACUGGAUGGACUUGGACGCAUCAGAGACCAACUGUCAGUAGUUGCUGGGAAGUGAUCACUGAAAGCUCAGAGACAGUGCUUUGAUUUUUACAGUGUGAUGCUGAUGUGUUUGGAUUAUCAUCUGUGUCUAACAACUGCCUGUGUGUCACCACUUUGCCCCAGUACAAAAGUCAAGAUGAAAUAUGGUGGAACUAUUUCCAUCCAUGUUGAGUUAGUGCUUUAAGAAUUUCUCCAGCAAUGAAGGUAAAUUGAGACAUAAGGUCUCACCUCCUGUCUCGUCCAAUUGGUAAACUUGUAUACCUGGAACUUUGAUAGAACCCAUCAGAUUUCGUCCCCACAGUUUUCAAGAUAAAAUUUAUUGCCAUAUGUCUGCUCUUUACUUUGUAUAGAGGUCCCAGUAGUGGGUGGAACCAUGAUAAUGUGUGUCUACUUCCAGUCAACACUGAAAAAACUUUGCAAAUGAUUUAACUAGCUGAAAUUGUCACAGGUGUCAUGUCCUAUAUAUCUGUGUAUUAAUUUGGUGAUUUAGAAAAUAUCUGAAUGUUGUUUAACUAACAGAUUAGAAUGAAAUAUGUCUUUUUUACACUGUUGGAAACAUAGAACACACACCAAGGAUACCUGUUCAAUCAAUAAAAAUUAAUUUUAAUUGGAUCUGCCACAAGAUGAA